GUGCCCGUGCCCGUCACCCCCGCUGGCGGUGGGGCGGGACGCGAGGCGCGGAGCGGAGGGGAGGGCUUGCCGCGGAGGCGGUGGCUGUGAGAAGAUGGCGGUAGCAGGCAAAGGAGCGGUGACAGCCGCCGUGAAGCCGAUCUUCAGCCGGGACCUGGGCGAGGCGAAGCGGCGAGUGAGAGAGCUGUACCGAGCCUGGUACCGCGAGGUGCCCAACACGGUACAUCUGUACCAGCUGGACAUCACAGUGAAACAGGGGCGUAACAAGGUGCGGGAGAUGUUCAUGAAGAACGCCCACAUUACGGAUCCACGGGUGAUAGACAUGCUGGUUAUUAAGGGGAAAAUGGAACUUCAAGAAACCAUAAAUGUGUGGAAGCAGAGGACUCACGUCAUGAGGUAUUUCCAUGAGACGGAAACCCCAAGACCUAAUGACUUUCUGUCCAAAUUCUAUGCAGGCCACGACCCCUGAGAGAUUGACUCUGUGUCUGCCUCCUCUGUAUCACAAAUAAAGCUCUAUACAGCAGGAAAAAAGAAAACAGAAAGCAUAUUAGGAGCCUGAUUACUGUGAAUCCAGAGCAUGUGCAAGCCAUUGUGAUCUGUACAAAGAGCUGUGAUUUCCCAGCUUUGCCAAUGUGUGCUUUCAGUGGAUGGAGUUUGUGCCAUCACUCGCCCAGGAGCAUCUGCUGAAUAACCACAGCACAACCUAGCUGUGGGGCUUUCAGCGUAGCCUGAAGCCCUGUGUGCAGGUGUUGGCUCUGAGGAACAAAGACCAGGCCUUCAGAAAAAAAGAGUUUAGUUGUACAGAUAUUCUUGUACUUGAGGCCUAUCUGUAUUCUUGCAGUGUUUUGCAGUUUUAUGCUGAGACUUUGUUGACCUGGUGAUUUUCAUUUGGACACUGUUUACUUCCUUGUGAGGAAUGGCCUAAAAUCUAAUAGGCAAAUAAAGCCCUUUGUACAAUAAAAA
This is a messenger RNA of Pogoniulus pusillus (Red-fronted tinkerbird), 963 nucleotides long. RefSeq names its product NADH:ubiquinone oxidoreductase subunit A6 (gene NDUFA6). Gene Ontology annotation, biological process: response to oxidative stress. The record is from RefSeq and is a predicted model, not a curated record. The coding region runs from base 95 to 469 and encodes 124 amino acids. The transcript is spliced from 3 exons. NCBI's taxonomy places the organism in Eukaryota, Metazoa, Chordata, Aves, Piciformes, Lybiidae.